This is a messenger RNA of Arabidopsis lyrata subsp. lyrata, 517 nucleotides long. RefSeq lists its product as uncharacterized. Bases 62 to 511 code for a protein of 149 amino acids. The record is from RefSeq and is a predicted model, not a curated record. The transcript has 3 exons. Lineage: Eukaryota; Viridiplantae; Streptophyta; Magnoliopsida; Brassicales; Brassicaceae.
UACUCUAUGGGGUUCAUUUGCAGAACAAGUUUUCACUGCCUGUGAAGCUUCUGCUGGUGAGAUGGUCAUAUGUUUGGUGAGAUAUGCUAAGAUCAAGACUUACAAAGAUGUAAGGAGUAUCUCCAAUGCUUUCAAUACAUCUCAGAUCUUGAUCAAUCCAGACAUCCCUGAGAUUGUUGCCUUCAAAGAAAGUUUACCAAAAGAUGGGCUUGCUCUUACUCUUCUUGAGUCUAAACCAAAGCAGGAAAUGAUCGAGCUGCCUACAGGGGAUUUCUAUCUUCAGUUUCCUAAGAAGACCAUCAAAGAAGUCGCUGAGAUGUUUGAUACUGGGAGGGUUAAGGUGCUCUGUACAAUAUAUGAUAUUGACAGAGAUUGGUCGUGGUAUUAUAUUGCCUGUAGGAAAUGCAAUAAGAAAGUGUCUAAGGUUGUCACAACUACUCUCAAGCCACAAUUCUGGUGUGACUCUUGCCGAUCACCUGUGUGCAAUGUGGUUGCAAGGUAUGGUUCAUAAUCUACU